Messenger RNA from Penaeus indicus, 1774 nucleotides. RefSeq names its product max-binding protein MNT-like. The transcript is spliced from 3 exons. Gene Ontology annotation, molecular function: DNA-binding transcription factor activity, RNA polymerase II-specific; protein dimerization activity; RNA polymerase II cis-regulatory region sequence-specific DNA binding. The record is from RefSeq and is a predicted model, not a curated record. Gene Ontology annotation, biological process: regulation of transcription by RNA polymerase II. NCBI's taxonomy places the organism in Eukaryota, Metazoa, Arthropoda, Malacostraca, Decapoda, Penaeidae. The coding region runs from base 478 to 1536 and encodes 352 amino acids.
UGGCAGCUGAUAGUGCAGAAGCAGAUGUUACGGCAGACGGUGCGCGGGGUGGAAGAGACGAGUGCAGCGGCUGGCCAAGUAGAGACGUGUGUGCGUGUGUGAGUGUGUGAGCGAGCAGGGCCACCAAGGUCGUGCGAUAGAGGCGGCGGCCGCUUACUAUGAGCAGUGCAGUGUGGAGUGAGUGGCGGCGGCUGGCAGUUAGCCCAGCUCACUCAUGGAGACGUGGACCGUGAGGCCGCUCGCUUGUUCGGCCGCCGUGCUGUUAUCGUGGCAACCAAGCAUGCCCUUCGCCCCGGAACUCGUGCCUCGGGCCUUAUGAAGGGUUGCGUGGGGUGCAGUGCGGUACACAAGUGUGAUAUUAACGGGUAGCGUUAAGUGUUAAGUGUAGAGAACCGUCCGUUGGGGGGGAGAAAGGCCCUGUCCUGGCCUUUGUGCCUUUGUAUCAAGUGUCAGCCGUUCCUACUCGAGAAAGACUCGAUGGUCAAGAUGGGCCUCAAGGAGCUUGAUUCGGGCGAGAAGAGGUGGAGUCAUCCGCCGAAGAAGAAGUGGAUUUAUAACUACCUCGCUGACGAUGAGGAGGCGAGCGAGGAGGCCGUGGCCGAGGGUGGAGUGAAGCGAGAGGUGCUGUACCGGCGGGCGGGCGAACCCUUCACUCGCUCUGUGGGCGUGACCACUGGGGGCAGCCACCCUCGCCACCAUCACCAGCAGCAAAACGCCCACGCCGGUGUGGCCCCUGUGUCACCGCCACCCACACCUCGCACCGCCCCUUCCAGUCCAGCCCACGCCCGCGAUGACCUCGCCCACCAGCGGCGGAUUCACACCUUAACGCCGCCUAGUGCAGGUGUCGUGGGUGGGGGUGUGAGAACUUCGUUAGGCAUCGUGGGCAUCAGUGUGGGUGGGGGGCAGCAACAGCAUCAUCACCACCAUCUUCAGCAUCACCAGCAGCAGCAGCAGCAACAGCAGCAACAUCCCCACCAGAACCAGCAGCAGCAGACGUCCCCGCGGGCGUCGCUUUCGUACCCUGGUUCCCCGGCCUCGUCCCCGCCCCACGCCAUCACCCCCCGCACCAGCGCCGCCUCGCCCCUCGGCGUGGUGAGUGCUCUCCGUCAAGAUUCCUCAUCGCCGCCCACGUCCACCACCUCCUCCGAUGCCGGCGCGGCUCCUCGGCCCCACAACGACGCCCUCCAUCCUCAUCUGACCAACGGCGUGAGUCGGCCCAACGGCCUCGCCAAGUCCCUCUCGCUCUCCCCGCCCUCACACAGCACCUUCCAGCAUCAUGGCCUGUACGCGGCAGAGGAGAACCUCUAUAAGGACGACAAGAAACGCUCAGGGAGCACCCCAUCCCGCGAGGUGCACAAUAAACUGGAGAAGAAUAGGCGCGCUCAUCUCAAGGAAUGCUUCGAGACCCUGCGACGCCAGUUGCCCUCCAUGGAUGAUAAAAAGAUCUCUAACCAGACCAUACUGAAGGCUGCUCACCGGUACAUCCAGGUACGGUUGUUGGAAAGUGAUGUGGCUCUUUGUAUGUACCUGGAAUAGUAUGUUAAAUGAGGCCACGCGUAGGCCUACAGCAACCCUAGGCACGGGGCGAGAAGGACUGGCGCUCGGGAGCGACAUGCUAGAUUGGGGAAAUGAGACGGUGGUGUAGGUCAUGAUGUUCCCAAAACGUCUUCGUCACGUUACUACGGGAACGUGUAGCCACCUUGUGAUGCAAGGUGGUGACGUCAUGCUGGUAUUGAUUUGACCUAAGUUGUCCACUGUCGACACCUGCUCUCUC